Klebsormidium nitens is the source of this 4737-nucleotide messenger RNA. The record is from the annotation of a GenBank genome assembly. Lineage: Eukaryota; Viridiplantae; Streptophyta; Klebsormidiophyceae; Klebsormidiales; Klebsormidiaceae.
ACAAGUUGCAGAGGGGAAGAGAGAGGGGAAGUAAAGAGAAAAGGCGCCCCAUGGAGGAGUUGUGACCUUGCACUUUGGCAGCGUUGCAUUCUCAGCUGCAAAAGGCUAGCCUGCUGAGGGGCAGCAAUGGCACCCCGAGAAAAGAUUCCGGGGGGCCGGGCGGGGGCUCAGAUGCAGUCUACGAUGCAGGGGGCAUCGGCAGAGGAUAAGAAGAAGGCGCAUCGGGGCAAGCUGGCUGGCCCCUCUGCUGAGAAGAAAAAGUUGCAAGACAAGAAGAAGAGGGGUCUGUCGACAGACAGGGAAAAUCCAAAGGCGUUCACCUAUCGGUCCGCUCGAAGGGCGCGGGCCAGCCAGGCUCGCACCGCAGAAAAAGAGCAGCGGAGCCUCCAUGCCCCCGUCGUUGACAGGACCCCUGAGGAGCCGCCCCCUUUUGUAGUGGUGGUUCAAGGCCCCCCCAAAGUGGGAAAGACGACGGUCAUCCAGUCGCUUAUCAAGCAUUACACGAAGAUGAACCUGUCGGACGUCAAGGGGCCAAUCACAGUAGUUUCAGGGAAACACCGGCGGCUGCAGUUCAUCGAGUGCGAGAAUGACCUGAACGCCAUGAUCGACGCCGCCAAGUUUGCAGACCUGGUGCUGCUCCUGAUUGACGGGGGGUACGGGUUCGAGAUGGAGACAUUCGAGUUCCUCAACAUUCUGCAGGUUCACGGUUUCCCCAAGGUGAUGGGCGUUCUGACGCACCUGGACCACUUCAAGGACCCGAAGCGGCUACGCAAGACCAAGAAGCGGCUCAAGCAGCGCUUCUGGACCGAGAUCUACGACGGGGCCAAGCUCUUCUACCUCAGCGGGCUCGUCCACGGCAGGUACUCCAAGCGGGAGACGCUAAACCUGGCGCGCUUCAUCUCGGUGGCCAAGUUUCGGCCGCUGACGUGGCGCUCCGCUCACCCGUACCUAAUUGCGGACCGGUUUGAGGACGUUACGGAUCCGGAGGCCAUCAGGGCUAACCCAAAGUGUGACCGGUCGGUUACGCUGUACGGGUACCUGAGAGGAGCGAACUUGAAGCCCAACCUGAAGGUACACAUUGCGGGCGUGGGCGACCAGCGGCUCGCGGGCGUGAGCGCACUGCCGGACCCGUGCCCGCUGCCGUCGACGCUCAAGAAGCGGGGGCUGAACGAGAAGGAGAAACUGCUGUAUGCGCCGAUGGCUGACGUCGGCGAAAUGCUGUACGACAAGGACGCGGUGUAUAUCAAUAUUCCGGAGCACCAGGUGCAGUACUCCAAGAAGGGGGAGGGGGAAGGCGGGGAGGAGGGCGAAGAACAGGCGAUUGAAGAAAUCGCGGAGAGGGACCCAGGCGGCGCGAUGGUCCGCAGUCUGCAGGGCACCAAGCACACCAUCGACGAGAAACUAGAGCAGGGGGAGAUAACGCUGCUAAGGGGGGGGCAGGCCGUGCGGCUCGACAGUCAAGACCUGGACCUAGAAGACGCGUCCGACGAUUCGGACGAUGAGCAGGGGGCGUCGGACGAUGGGGGCGAGGAUAUAAACGGCAGCGAGGGCGAUUCGGACGCCGAUUUGCGCGGGUUGGCCGCUGGAAAGGAGGACACGGACGCUGGAAGGAGGCGUUCGGCCGGGGCGGGAGAGGAUUCGGACGGUGGAGAGGGCAGUUCGGACGAGGAAGCGUCUGGUUCGGACGACGAGAUGGAGGAAGCAGGGCCGUCAAAGCGGGCGGUUCUUGGGGUGGGGGCGACGAGUGUGAAUGGGAACGGUGUGAAUGGGGUCAAGAGGGCGGCUCCCAAGGAGCGGAAGGAGGAGGUCGGGGGCCGGGUGCGCAGGCGGGCGGUCUUUGAUGACGUGGCGGGAACGGCAGGGGACGAGAACGGGUUGGAAGAGUCAGAAGAGUCGGAGGAGUCCGAUGAGGAGAUGGAGGGGUUCCAGGGAGGGAGGCAUGUGCGAGGAAGUGAAAGUAACGGGAGUGUGGGAGCAGGUGAAGCGUCGGAUGAAAUUGAUGAGUCUGAAGACGAGUCGGAUGGUGACGUGGCGGGUGACGUGGGUGGUGGGUCUCCGGAAGAGGAAAGUGACAGUGAAGAAGGGGCAGACUUGGAGGAGAAAGAGGGGGUUUCUGAAAGGGAAGGUUCUGAUGAAGAAGAGCUGGAAAGCGAGGGCGAAGGGUCUGAAAGCGAAGAAGAUGGGCAGGGAGGACGGAAAGAGGCGCCUGAAAGUGCUAAGCCGGAAGUGAAAGGGAACGGUAUCCGGAAACAGGGGCAGAAAACCUUGGUGCUCCCGCUCUCCCCGCCGGGAGGGCCGUCUGCGCUUCUGCGGUCGGCGGAAGUUGAAAGGGCGGGGCCGUCAGAAGGAUCGGACGAAGACAGCGAGGAUCGGAUGGAGGGCACGAGCGGUGGCGCGGCGCAGUGGAAGGAGGGGCUGUUCGCGAAGAUGACGUCAGCCUUCUCGAAGAAGGUCAAUUUGAUGGAGCUGGUCUAUGGGCGCUCGCGGGGGGCGGAACCCAGGGGCGGGGAGGAGAGCGAGAGUUCGGACGAGGAGAACUUCUUCCGGCCGAAGAGGAGGGGGGCGCAAAAGGCCCCCGGGAAAGGGGGGGACGAUAUGGAGGAGCUGGACGCGGAGGAUUCCGCCCGGCUUCCGCUGGAAUCCGGAGCGCUAGCGGAAUACGAGGACCCGGAGGUAUUGGAGGGCCUGCGGGACCGGUUCGUGACGGGGGACUGGGAGAAGGCGGAGAAGCGACGGAAGGGUGACGUCAGCGAUGAGGAAAACGAGGGCGACGAAGAGAACGAGGCCUCGGACGAGGAAGUUUUCGGCGACUUCGAAGACUUGGAGACGGGGGAAAAGGUCGCCGGAGCGGAGGCGGCUGAGAACGCGGAUCCCGAAGCGGAGGAGCGCCGCCUGAAGAAGCUGGCUUUGAGGGCGAAGUUUGAUGCGAAGUAUUCUGGUCUCGAAGGGGGGGAGGAAGAGGAGGAAGAAGAGGGGGGGGAGAACGAGAAGGGCCCAAGCGGGCGUCCAAAGAAAGGGUACAUGCAGAGCGCGCGGGAUGCUGCGGUGGACGAUCACCAUGCGGUGGUCAAGAAAGAGAUGGAGGAACGGAGGCUGCGCAACCAGGCGGAGCUCGCGACGCUGGACCCGGAGCUAAGGGUGAGCAUGGAGGGCUACCGCGCGGGGACGUACGUCCGGCUGGAGCUGCAGGGCGUGCCGUGCGAGCUGGUGGCCAACUUCGACCCGCGCUUUCCCAUCCUAGUUGGCGGCCUGGGCCAGGCCGAGGAGGCCGUCGGCUACAUGACGGUGCGUGUCAAGAAGCACCGUUGGGCUCGCAGGGUGCUCAAGACGCGGGAUCCCUUGGUUGUGUCCCUCGGAUGGCGGCGCUUCCAGACGCUCCCCGUGUACAGCCUCGAGGACCGCAACGGGCGGCACCGCAUGCUCAAGUACACACCGGAGCACAUGCACUGCCUCGCCAGCUUCUACGGCCCCCUAGCCCCCCCCAACACCGGCUUCGUCGCCUUCCAGAGCCUGGCCAACAACGUGUCCACGUUCCGCAUCAGCGCGACAGGUGUCGUCCUGGAAUUGGACCAGAGCUCCAAGAUCGUCAAAAAACUCAAGCUUGUGGGGCACCCCUACAAGAUCUACAAGAACACGGCGUUCGUGAAGGACCUGUUCACCUCCUCAUUGGAGGUAGCCCGCUUCGAGGGCGCGUCCGUGCGCACCGUCAGCGGCAUCAGGGGGCAGGUCAAGAAGGCCGUCAAGAUGGGCCAGGGCAAGGAGGGCGCCGCGCGCUGCACGUUCGAGGACAAGAUCCUGAUGAGCGACAUCGUUUUCCUGCGCACCUGGGUCCAGGUCGCCCUCCCCCGCUUCUUCACCCCCGUGACGUCACUCCUGGACGGGCCCAACCGGCCGUGGCGCGGAAUGCGCACUGUUGGGGAGAUCCGGCGGGAGGCGGGGGUGCCCAUUCCCGUCAACAAGGACAGCCUAUAUAAGCCCGUCGAACGGUCUGCGCGCAAGUUCAACGCCCUUAAGAUCCCAAAGGCGCUCCAAGCGGCGCUGCCGUUCAAGUCGAAGCCCAAGGUGGAGGAGCGGCGCAAGAGGAAGCUGCUCGACCAGCGCCGCGCGGUGGUUAUGGAGCCGUCGGAACGUCGCGCCUACACGCUGGUCCAGCAGCUGAACACGCUGCGCAACGCGAAGCUCAAGAAGCGCCAGGAGAUGCAGGCGCGGCGGCGGGUCGCGUACGAGAAGAAGAAGGCGCUGGACGAAGCAGGGCGGCGCGCGUACAGCAAGGAGGAGCGGAAGAAGCGGUACGUCGAAGAGGGGCAGAAGGCCAAAAGAGCGGCGCAGGCGGAGGAGGGGGGGCGGCGGAAGAAGCGCCAGAAGCGGGAUGAGGACGAUUGAGGGGUGCUAGUUUGAAUAGAGGGUAAGGAAGGAAGGGUGAAGAAUCAAUGGAGAGGGGAUUUGUCAAGGGCCAUGAACAGUCAUGUGAGGUUGGUCAUCAAGGGGUUCUCUCAGUGGGCUAGAAAGUACUAAGAGAGGGUGUGGAGACCCAAACUAGAAACAAUCAGAAACGUUACUCGACUGAUGAGUUUCCUGAAGGGCUCGACUCACAAGGAUAUUGCACGUCAAAGCCUCACGAGCGCUCGAGACAAUUCAGCUUGUAAGCUUCUUCUGGUGAUUGCGAAUGUGCGUGGUGGCUCCAGAGAUUCGCAGUCUGUUACGUUUGCUCAACUCUCCUCAACACAGUCAACACAG